This is a messenger RNA of Moneuplotes crassus, 2597 nucleotides long. Lineage: Eukaryota; Ciliophora; Spirotrichea; Euplotida; Euplotidae. The record is from the annotation of a GenBank genome assembly.
AAAAAAUGGCAGAUUUAUCAAACGAGGCAGCUGAAGAUUUCCUUGAAAAGGUGAAUGAUCUUAACAAGAAAGUCAAAGGCAUCAUUGACGGGACAAUCCCUAUUGAACAGAUAGAUGAAGAGAUGGAACUCCAGGAGAAAGUCUCAAUCAUGAAGGAAAAAGAAGCAAAGGAGCGGGAAGAAGCUAAACUCAGAGAUGGCCGCAAAGGCAAAGGACAUAAAGGGGAGUACAAACGGUUCUGCACAUUCUGCUUCACAGAAUAUGAUAUUGAGAUCGAGAACUGUACGCACUGUAGUCAUGAGACUAUUACUAAGGAAGAGAGAAUGCAGUAUUUGAAGGAGAAAUUGGAGGAAGUCAAGGAGAAGAAGAGAACGAAGAUGGAAAGGAGGGCUAAGUGGAAGAAUUGGGUGAAAACACAAGCUAUGUUUUAUAAGAAGACUUCCACGAAUUAUAAGAAGUGGGAUUGAUAUGAGUCAGAUAGUACGGAUAGUGAGGAUAAAGAGCCGAUAGUGCCAGAACAUGAUCCUAAUUUUAAAGCAAUGGAAGCAGAUAUGAUGGAUAGGAAGAAGAAGCGACUUAGAGAUACUAAGGAAGCUAAUAAGUUGAAAGAGCAAGGUAAUGCUAGGCUUAAGAAAGGGCUUUAUCGUACUGCGGAGAAGGAUUAUACCGAUGCUCUUGAAUUGAAGAAAGAUCUCCUACCAUUGUACACUAAUAGAGCUCUUGCCAGGAACAAGCUUGAGAAAUGGACUGGAGCGAUAGAUGACUGCACUAGAGUAUUAGAAUAUUGUGAAGUUUUCGAAGAUGGAUUUGAAAGAAGCAAGAGCCUCUGCUACAAAGCUCUUAUCAGGAGAGCUGUAGCCUUCAGAGGUCAGAGAGACUAUAAAACAGCCCAAGUUGACAUUGAAGAAAGUCUUAAAUUGUGCCCUGGAGAGAUUGAUGCAGAAAAGCUUAAAACUCUUAAUGAAGAAGAUAUGGAGCUUGAAGAAAGAAUUGCUUCAAUCAUGGAACAAAGGGACGGUCUUUCGGAUAAAGAUUUCAUUGAUUUCACAAUUGAUUACUUGAGAGGAAUCAAAGAUGAGGAGAUCAAGAUUGAAGAGGGCAAAAAGGAGAAUUCUUUCUGCGUACAUCCAAUUGAAGAAGCUGACGGAAAGAAGCUAACAGAACUUCUUCUUAAAUCUGAUGACUUAUUGCUCUAUUUCGUCAAGAAUAAAGGCCUCAUCUGUUUGAAAGACUCUCUUCUGCACAACACUGUUGGAAUAGAAGUGCUAGAUAAGAUCUUGGAGAAGAAAGAGAAGGUUAAGGAAGAGUUCCAAAAAUCCAAAGGAUAUGAGGCUCUCAUUGACUACCUUUAUAGCAGAAGUUUGAAUCCAGAGAAGAAGGCUCUAGAAUCUUCGGUUGUCAAGAAAGUCUUUGGAAUUCUAGAAGAUGCUACUUUGAACGAGUUCGUCAGAAAUCAGCUAUCUGAGAAGAAGAAAAUCAAAGACUUGUUCAUAUCGGUACUGAAAGCAUUAGAUGUGGAUGAGAAUAUAUCAUUGUUUGGAACCUUGAUCUCCUUCGGCUCAAACCUGUGCUUUGGCAAGCACAUGACAAGGUUUAGGGAGCUUCUCAAGAAGGACUUUGGAGACUUAAUGAACCAAAUCCUUGAAAUGCUGACUUAUGUCAUAGAGAAACUGAAAGAAGACAAUCAGGAAAAGCAGGAAAUCAACCAGCUACAAGCCAAGAAGAUGAAGAAGAAGGAGAGAAAAGCACUUAACGAGAGGGAGAAGAUUUUCAAGAAGAAAAUAGCUGAUAGGGUCCUCCUUAAGCAGACCUUAUGCGGCUUCAUUUCAAAUCUGGCUUUAGAUGGAACUUUUAGGAACUUCUUCGCUAAUGAAGAAUUUUUAGGAUACAUGGUCGACCUCCUAAGAAUAGAAAAAGAGCAGAAGAACUUUGACUGGGUUGAUUCUAUUGAAAGGAUACUUGGUGUAUUGAUUAAUUGCUCACUCGCUACAGAAGCCCAGAUCUUCCUUUCCGGAGCUGGUGUUUUUGAAUUGAUAGAGGACAUUUCUAAAAUUACUUUCUACUCAGAGGAUCACAAGACAAUCAUUACUAGGUUACUAUACUUACUCUCAAGACUGGUGACACAGCCAGAGAUAAUCUUGAAGAUAGUCUCAUCCAAAAUCAUGCUUGUGAGAUUGUUCCUGUACUUCAACAAGGAGUUCCCAGAUUUGAUUUCUCAUGUCUUGAAGAUACUUUUUGCCUUAUUUAAAUUGAAGGAUAAGUUAUCUGACUAUACCAAUCAAUAUGAGAUAAAUGUGGAAAACUUUGCAACUCAAGCUCAUGGAUUCUUGAAAGGCACUAUCGAUGAAUGGAAUAGGGAGAAGUUUAUCAAUUAUUCAGGCCUCAUUUCAGCAUCUCUGGAGUCUUUCCCAGAAAGCUCUACUUCAUAUGCUGAUUUAAUUCCUCAACUCACCCAGAUUUUAAAGGAUCAUGUUGAUUUGGAAAGGAAAAAUGCAGCAGUUUUGAUAGCGAAGAUGGCUAAAAAUGAGGAAAACAAGAAGCUAAUGGUAAAGCACCAUACAAUGGAAGUGCUGAUGUCACUUGGGUCUAACUUGUAA